CCGGCGGGGCGGGCCGGGGCCCAGGGUGCGGCUCGUGGCCCUUUAAGGCGCAGUCGCGCGAGAGGCGCGGCGGCCGAUGGGCGCGUGGGGGCGCGCGGCGCUGCCCCGCGGCCCGGGAUGAAGGAGGACAAGGAAAACGCCAGGCCCAAGGAGCGGCGCGGGCCCGCCGCCGGGCCGGGGGCCCCGCUGGGCACGGGCACGGGCACGGCGGGUGGCACCGCCCCCGGCACGGACGGCAGGGCCGGCGGUGCCGAGCUCGACCGUCUCGAGCGGCCCAAGGACAAGAAGGAGACGCUGAGCAAGGUGGUGAUCCGCCGGCUGCCGCCCAGCCUGACGAAGGAGCAGCUGGAGGAGCACCUGCAGCCCCUGCCCGAGCACGACUACUUCGAGUUCUUCGCCAACGACUCCAGCUUGUACCCUCACAUGUUCUCGAGAGCCUACAUCAACUUCAAAAACCAGGAAGAUAUAGUCCUCUUCAGGGACCGUUUUGACGGCUAUGUUUUUGUGGAUCAGAAAGGUCAGGAAUAUGCUGCCAUAGUUGAGUUUGCACCCUUCCAAAAAGCUGCAAAAAAGAAGAGUAAGAAAAAGGAUGCUAAAACUGGAACUAUCGAAGAUGAUCCAGAGUACAAGAAGUUUUUGGAAAGUUACAGUGCAGAUGAUGAAAAACUAACCUCCACUCCUGAAACUUUGUUGGAGGAAAUAGAGGCAAGAAACAAAGAGUUAAUAGCUAAAAAGACUACUCCUUUAUUGAACUUCUUGAAAAAUAAACAGAGACUGAGAGAAGAAAAAAGAGAGGAGAGGAGGAGGAGAGAAUUGGAAAGAAAAAGGCAAAGAGAAGAAGAAAGAAGAAAAUGGAAAGAGGAGGAGAGAAGGAAGAGAAAAGAAGCAGAAAAACUGAAGAAGGUAGACAGAUGCCCAGAAAAAGAAAGAGACAGAUCAAAAGAAGAACCAAAGAUUAAGCUACUUAAGAAGCCUGAAAAAGAUGAAAAAGACUUGGAGAAAAAAGAAAAAUCCAAGAAACUGGAAAAAGAGACUCUGAGGGAGGAAAAAAAUGCGAGUAGUGCAUCUGCCAAACGAUCUGAUGGGGAGACAAAAGAAGAGAAGGCAAAAAAAUCGGAAGAUGAGUGUGUAAAGGACUACAGGGACCGAGAUAGAGAUUUUGAAAGAGACAGAGAAUAUGAGAGAGCACAGAGGGAGAAACUGAGACGCCAAGAAGAGGAGCGUCGGAGGCAGAAAGAGCGCUUUGAGAAAGAGAAGGUUUUUAGAAGAAAAGAGGAAGAGGUGAAAAAGGAGAGAGACUUACUCAGAGAAAAGGGAAAGAAAAGUGAUCUUACAGACUUUACCAGCAGCAUGGACAAAUCUGAGAAAGUAACCAAAGACGAUAAAAAAGAGGAUACAAUUAAGAGGGAUCGUAUCAGAAACAAGGAUCGUCCAGCAAUGCAGCUGUACCAGCCAGGAGCCCGAAGCCGAAGCAGAUUGUGUCAGUAUGAAGACAGUGCUGCGAAGCCCACAGAUCAGGGAGCGGAUAAGAAACAAGAGAGUGAGACCAGUAAUACGAAGGAAGAGGAGUGACUAGUGUGCAAGCCUUAUGUGUUCUGACUGUCUGUGCAGCCAAAGAGCAUGUACUACGCAAUCCAGAAGUGCCUUCGAAGCGAAGAAGGAACACAGGAAGAAAAGGGGGCAUUGUGCUGUUGGAUGUUUCUGGUUAAAGAACCUCAGUUGUAGAUUCGGAAUUUGAAAUGUGUUCUCAUUGUAUUUUCAGUUAUUUGAAUUUAUUUUCCCAGCAUCUAACUACAACGGAGAAGAGAAUCUUUGCAAAGUAGAAAGACUUUAUGGCCUUAAGUAUGAUAAUAAAUGAGUCGCGUGGUCAGGAGGAGAUGACAGCUGGAUCUAAAGCCAGAGCUUUACUGUAAAGCCAUCGGAGCCAGUGUUUGACGCACUUAAGCGGCGCGAGCUCGAAGUUGCCUGGAGUUAACACAGGUGUUGCUGUGUUGUGUGGUGCUCCCGCCUGAGGCAGUGAGGACUAGGUUGUGUUAGUCUGGCUGAGGCAGGUACCAGGCGGGGGUUGUUGAGGAUCCAGCGACCAGGAGCCCUCGGGCAGGUAGAGAGGAGAACAUCUGGCAUUGCAGUGGCAGCAGUAGGGAGGGAGAGGCCCUCCUCUUCGGUGGUUCUCUGGAUAAAGUAACCAAGUUGGAGUGUAUGAAUAAGCUGGCUUAAUUGACAAAUUCUCAUGUAAAGUCUGCCUACGUUGAAAUGCUUAUUUUUAAUCAAAUGUAGCUGGUUUGGGCAUCCUGUUCUUUUCCAGCGUUCUCCCUUCUUGGAGGCUGAAAUGUUUCCGAACUCCUGCCUUCUUGGCACCGCUUCCUCUUCCCUCGUAACCUGAAGUAUUAUUGUUUUACAGCCCAGAGAGAGACUUCGCCAGUAGCAGCUCCUCCCCAGCUAGCGCCUGUUAGCCGUAGCUCUUUUGUACCGAACCCAAUAAACUCGCAGAAACCCU
This is a messenger RNA of Falco peregrinus (peregrine falcon), 2497 nucleotides long. It is a transcript of the gene UPF3B, whose product is annotated as UPF3B regulator of nonsense mediated mRNA decay. Gene Ontology annotation, cellular component: cytoplasm; nucleolus. NCBI's taxonomy places the organism in Eukaryota, Metazoa, Chordata, Aves, Falconiformes, Falconidae. The transcript is spliced from 10 exons. Gene Ontology annotation, biological process: nuclear-transcribed mRNA catabolic process, nonsense-mediated decay; positive regulation of translation. The record is from RefSeq and is a predicted model, not a curated record. Bases 118 to 1572 code for a protein of 484 amino acids. Gene Ontology annotation, molecular function: mRNA binding.